UCAUAAUCAACCUCAAAUGGUGUUUGCUCAUGUUUUUCUUUUUAUUAAAAAUUUAUUAUUGGUUAAUUUAUAAAAUUUGUAUUGUUUAGAAUUAACUUUUUAUAACAUUUUUUAUACAUUCGGCCAUGUCAAGAGCAACAAAAAGGAAGCAUGUACUUUUGGAAGUAUUCAAAGACGAUUAUUCGCCCCCAACAAAAAAUCAACAAAUAGUUAAAGUACUUAAGAGUAGAGGCAACAAUUUACACGAAGUUGAGGCUGCCGACAAGUCUGUUUUCCUUGCAUCUAUGCCUACGAAAUUUAGGAAGAAUAUGUGGGUGAAAAGGGGCGACUUUGUGAUUACAGAACCAAUAGAAGAAGGGUGCAAAGUGAAAGGGGAAAUCGUUAGAAUUUUAACUCCGCAGCAUAUCAAAUACUUCAAAAACGAUAAUGUGUGGCCGAAGGAAUUUAGCGAAGAGGAAGAGAAAAAAGUUGAAAACGAUGAUGAUGAUAUAUUUGUUAAUCCAAAUAGGCCUGUUGUGGAUACAGACGAGAGCAGUGAUGAACAAGAAUCUAGUGAAGAAAGUGAUUGAAUACUAAGUAAAAUAAAAAAUUAAUAAGUCCAUAAUUAUUAUUUAUUUUUUAUAAUAGAUAAAAUAAUAUACGUAUUAUUAUAUUUUCGUAUUUUUUUUUUCGUUAAUAAAUUGUAUAUUAAUAACUUACAGGAUCAAGUGAAAAAAAUCAAUUAAACAUCCUAAAUUUCGUCUAUUCCUUUAACAAACUAGGUAAAAUUAAAAACCUAAUUUGUAAAUAAGAAGCACGUUCUUCUUUUUUUGUAUCUUGGCCUUUAUCUUCAUGAUCAUACAGCAUAAUUUGAAGUUUUCUAAAAUGUACUAUUAACUUUACAGUAAUAUUAUAGGGUUUCGAAUUGGUUAUAAAAGCAGAACAUUUGAAAUGACAGGUAAAUUUGAAAGGAAAAUAUCAAAAUUUAUAGUUUCCAUAAAACUUCAUAGUUACAUAAGCAAAUACAGAGAAAAGAAGAAGUAAUUUAUGACUCAAAGAAAUAUUAGAGUUUUUCGGAUGGGAACGAAUGCAAAAAUAGACAUCCUAAGUCUGACGUUACAGAGACGGGCGGAGCUUAUACAGACACCAAACAUGCCCAUAAGCAAUUUUUUAUUUAGUAUUUUCUUGGUUUAUGUGAUAAAAUAAAAGUUUUCAAUUGAAUAUAUUGUUGAAGGAACGUAUUAUUUAAGAUGUUUUUAUUUUUUUACCAGAUCCUUUUAUUGUUAAGAAAAUAAUGGAUUUUAAACAUGUCCUAAAACUUUCCAACAUCAGUGAUUUUAUAGAUGCCACAACAAUAUUAUAAAAAGGGGUGAAAACGCCCUAGAGACCAGUCAUUUGAAGAAAAUGGACUUUGACUCUGAUUUGCAGGUAAUCAGAGGGGAUGUAUUUUCUAGUAUGAAAGACAAAAGCUACAAGGUAUCUAUAGGUGAAUACAAUUUGGAUGGUAUCAAAACAAUCCAGUGGGGUAGAACUCAUGAAAAAGAUGCUCUAGAUCAUUUGAUGCAGAUUUAUAAUUUAAAUGUUCAGCUAACUGGAGUAUGGCUUACAAAUUCAGGACUUCUUGGUGCUAGCCCUGAUGGAAUAAUUGAUGAAGAAGAAGCCAUUGUAGAAGUGAAGUGCCCAUAUUCUUUCAGAAAUUAUAAGUUGUCCAAAAAAUUGAGGAAUUUUAAUAAAUAUAUUGUUUUUUAUGAUGAUGAGGGUAACUUGACCAUAAAUACAAGUCAAAAUUAUUAUCACCAAAUUCAAGGAGCUUUACAUAUUUUAAAAAAGAAAUAAUGUUACUUAUGUAUUUAUACCUUGAAGGAAACGGUUGCUACAAUUGUAGAGUUUGACGAUUCAUAGAAAGAAAACAUUUCACUCUUGGAAAAUUUCUAUAUAGAACAAUACUUACCUAAGUUGUUAGACAAUUAAAUAAAAAAUUUUUACAUGUUUUUCAAUGUGAUUUUAGGUUAUUCUACAGUGUUAGCAGAUAGAGUAUACAAUUGGAAAAAUCUUUACUAUUUAUUUUAGACUGAAAAGCCACUCUAUACAAAUUUUUGUUUGCUGAGGAUAUCAGGAAAUUAUGUUUUUUAAUAUGAAAGUACAAUGCUAUUUUGUAUUUGAAUGUACUAUAGUCGAGUGAUUUUUUUUCUAUACAAAAAACUUGUAAAAUAAACUGAAACACUGCUUGUGACUUAUAAUUUAUUUGAAGAUUGUAAAGACUGUAGUCUACUGACAAGAAAUCAAAUUGUAUUUUUUUACUUUAUGAAAAUUGUAGUUGUAUUUACAGGCUUCUAUUAAAUUAGAAAAACAGUUUUAUUAUUACUUUUAACAAUAAUUGUAUUAGAUCAAGUCAUUUAUAAAUUAAGUAAAAUCUAAAUAUACAUUUUUUAAAUAAAAACUUACAAACUUUUUAUAAAAGUCGAAUAAGGAAAUAUAUUGCUACAAUAAAAAAUAUUUAAAACUCAAAA
Messenger RNA from Diorhabda sublineata, 2489 nucleotides. Its product is annotated as probable RNA-binding protein EIF1AD. Gene Ontology annotation, biological process: translational initiation. NCBI's taxonomy places the organism in Eukaryota, Metazoa, Arthropoda, Insecta, Coleoptera, Chrysomelidae. The record is from RefSeq and is a predicted model, not a curated record. Bases 126 to 569 code for a protein of 147 amino acids. Gene Ontology annotation, molecular function: translation initiation factor activity; RNA binding. The transcript has 4 exons. Gene Ontology annotation, cellular component: nucleus.